UGGCUAACCUCAGACCCUCAGCCCACUGCGUGACAGAGGACCACAAAUCCAACCCUCCUCGCCGGCCCGCUUCCAACGCCCGGGCUCUGUUUGGUGGGCCCCCUCUCAUCUCCAGCCCUGGUCGGUGGAGAUCAACUGCAGCGAGGGUUUCACACCUCUCUGGCUUCCCUGUCAUGGCAUCCAACAGCAUCUUUGACUCCUUCUCCAACUACAGCAGCAGUCUACUCAGAGAGCCGCCCACCACCAGACGGUUCACGCCGCCCUCCACGUCCUUCCCCUGCAGUAAGAUUGGAGACGGCAACGGGGCCAUGGCCACCCCGGGGCCCCUCAGGUCAAGACCGGACACCAGGAACGUGGUAGACGUCCUGGCGGACCACGCCGGCGAGCUGGUGCGGACCGACAGUCCCAACUUCCUCUGCUCAGUCCUCCCGUCUCACUGGAGGUGCAACAAGACGCUCCCCGUGGCUUUCAAGGUGGUGGCUCUCGGUGACGUCCCCGACGGGACUCUGGUCACCGUGAUGGCCGGCAACGACGAGAACUAUUCGGCCGAGUUGAGGAACGCUUCCGCCGUGAUGAAGAACCAGGUGGCCCGUUUCAACGACCUGCGCUUCGUAGGCAGGAGCGGACGAGGAAAGAGCUUCACUCUGACCAUCACUGUGUUCACCGGACCGCCACAAGUGGCCACCUACCACCGCGCCAUCAAAGUCACUGUAGAUGGGCCCCGGGAACCACGCAGGCACAGAGUGAAGAUAGAAGACCCUCAGAAGAUGCAGUUCUCGGACAGGCUGUCAGAGAUCGAGCGCUACCAGCGGACUAUGCGGAUAGGCCCAGUGAACAAUAAUCCCCGCCCCAUCCACCAAACCCACCUCAGCACCACACAAGCAGCCCUGUGGCAGGAGCAAAUGGAAACCCCCGCUUUGAAGACAUGCAAGGUGGAGGAAGACCUAAGACCAUGGCCAGGGACUACAGAUCUCUUCCAACAGAGGACCACCUUCCCGUCUCUGUCGCCGCUGACUGACCCUCGCUUCUCGGACCCCCGCAUGCACUACCCCGGGGCCUUCCCUUACUCCGCCAACACUUCCAGCACUGGCAUCAGCGGCCUCAGCAUGUCAGCCUCUUCUAGAUACCACACCUACCUGCCGCCACCCUACUCAAACAACCAGACCCAGAACUUCCAGUCCAACUCCUACCUGUAUUACGGCACAGGCUCUGGAUCCUACCAGUUCUCCAUGGUGGCACCGGGGAACACUGGGGGCGAGCGCUCCCCCACCCGCCUGCUGUCCUGCUCGGGGGCCGCGGGCACCGGAGGGACCAACAGCCUGAUGAACCCGGGCCUGAACACCCAGAGCGAGGGCGUGGAGGCUGACGGCAGCCACAGCAACUCCCCCACGGCCAUGAGUGCCUCGGGCCGUUUGGAUGAGUCCGUCUGGAGGCCUUACUGACUGACAGACAGCUAGACAAUCAGAGGGUGCGAGAGAAGUGAGGGGGCGGGGGGGGACAGGGAGGGAGUGAAGAGGAUGAUGAACAAAAAAGCUGAACACUGAAACAAAAGGAAAAAAACAAACAAAAAAAAGAGAAAUGCUGCAUGUUUGUCUUUUAUUUCCCCAGCACUCGCUUAAAAGACUUUCAGCGUUUUACCAACUCUCUGAAGACUUCCAUGUAUUUUGUACAUUUUGAGUGAACUCCUGCACUGUGCUAAGACAUGUACUCUUAAAGAACUAGCCUAUAAAAGCCAUAUAAGUUGAUGAGAUGAUGUUGAGCUGAAACUGUAAAUAGAAGCGAGGGCAAAACCAGAGAAGCCAUAGUAACGUUUCAGGAUCAUUUGUGUGGUGUAAACAGGUACUCGUCAAUGACAAAAGAACAAAAGAUCAAUCAGUGCAGCUGAUGAACUGACAAACCACAGAAGACAUUCGACAAACAGACUCUUCAGACUGAUCCCACUCACUUGGUAGGCGGAGAAGAGCAGCCAGACUGAAUGUUUGCUCCGCGAGUGACUCGGACAUCCUUCCAAGGCUUGGCUGCACUGCUGUAGCAAUCGGUCUUUUUAAGCUUUAAUUUUCUUUUAAGUUUUAAUUAUUGCAAAAACAUUGUGUCAGUUGUGAAAACAUCCUCAUUUGCAUCCAGGGCUGUUUCAUGUGCUCACAGUACAUAUGCAGUACCUUAUUGCCUAAUUUAUUAUCCGAAUGGACAUGUUAGCCCUUGGUGCUACAGUAUGCGGUGGAUGUUUUUAACACAAUUGCUGCAUCUUUGAGCGAAAAGCAUUUUAUCUCCUCUGCUGUGUCAUCGGUGUAUCAACUUUCAACAGGACAAUGGCUGAUAUUUUGAAGAAUGUACUAAAGACUAAAGCAGAGGGGUGUUCAAUAGUUUCUUUUUCUCCAGGAAUAUUCAGAUCCUGUUGUGUCUACUCCUUUUUUCCUUAAAUUUCUUAUUCAAGCCCUUUUCUGAAAACAAAUGUCCUACUCUGGUAUUUUUAAACUGGAUGACAUGGUUUACUUUUGAUAUUUAUUUGAGCCAAAUUUUGAGGAAAUGUACACAUAUACCCAAAAAUCCAUAAGCAUUUCUCUCUUCCUUUCCUUUUUUAUAUAUAUACAGUAUAUAUACCAUGUUUUGUCGUUAAGUAUAAAUUUGGAAUUUGUGUAAUAUAUUGCUACUAAAUUAUAAAAAAACAAAACCUUUAAUGUAAUUAUUUUGUCUUCCAAUGUAGCUUUGAUGCACUAAAAACUUUUAUUACUUAUGAACCACGCCCAACAGAUUCUGUUAGUGAGAUGGUGUAUCUAGAGCCGCAACCUUUUAAACAAUUUCCAAAUUGCCUUCCUGCGUUAAAUAAGCCAUUCGCUUAAUUUUUGCACUAUGUUUGAACUUUCAUUUCUCCUUUUCAGUUAUGUAUUUACAAAUAUCUGAAAGUCUGUAGACCUAAAUAUUACAUAUUCCUGCACAUGUAUUUGCUGAGCACACAUCAAGUGUCCUUGUCCUUAAAAAGUCACACACACACACACACACACACACACACACACAAACAAAAACGAUUCAUCUUGUAAUUAAUAAUAUCAUGAUUAGACACACACACACAUUCCUGCACCACAGGUGUGUGUGCACAUUCCCCCCAUCCCGAGGGCCUUUGCCCUACAUUUACACAUCCCUCUAUCCCUGGAGGAGGAAGAGAGUGAGGAUGAAGGGAUAGAAGGAGGAGGUGGGGUCAGAGUGGUAUCUUCUUACCAACACCAAGGGCAAUUACGCAAAAGAAACCAAAAAAAAAAAAAAAAAAAACCUUCCCUUGUUGUGCACAGGUCCCUUUGUUCUGUUUAAUCAGUAAGUGCUUUGAAGCCUUUAUGGUCCCUGAUUCUGUCUUUUCUGGUCUGAGUUACUGAUCAGCAUGUUGGUAUGAGCCACACUAAGGCAUUUACGGCAUGUGUCAGGUGUCUAAUAUCUACCAGGAAAGUCUUCCACAACAAGGAAGAUGAUUAGCAUUCAUGACUCUGAAAGAUGGCUGUUUUAGUUGCUACACAAGUGAGAUUUCAUUUAAAAGUGAAUAGUGAUCCAAAAAAAACAAACAAAAAAAAAAACAGCUAGCAUUUGCAGCUCAGGUACAAAAAUAAGUUAUGCAAGGUGUUUUAUAGAUGUCACAUACACAACCUCUGCCUUAUUCCUCUUUUUUAAUAAUGAGUAACAAUGUCUCAUUCCUGUCUCCCUUCGAUUUUUAGAGGAAAGGCUUGUUCCAUGCUCUCUCCUCUGGAGCCUUCAUACGGUUGAAGACCUUACUUUAUUAUGGGCAAAAAUCAUGCAGCUAGAGAAAUCACAUUUUUACAUAUACAUAUGUGGUUCCUUCACAAAAACCAAAGAUCUUCACAACUGCCUGUAAUACUGUUAGAAUGUUAAUGAUGGGAAAUAUGUGCUGUAAACAUUUGAUGUCUUGAUUGAUCUCUAAUAUCAAUCUUAAUGCAAAACUAGGAAGCCAAAAUGUACGUAAUUUGAUUUGUAUUUUAUUGUUUGUCGGAGUAAAGAGCACAAUGAUACUUUUCUUUUUAAAAGAAUCCCCUUUUCCUUUUCAUAUAACGAAAUGUUAAUUCAUCUUGCUCUCUUCAUUUCUCUUUAUGCUCAAAGCAUGUACAUCUGAAACUGAUAUGUUAAUUUAAAGAUCUCAUCUCUGUAUGUAAUAUUAUCGUUAAUGCUUCCAUACUGAGUGCUUGUAAAGUUUGCGGAUAAUGUAGUUUUUAAUCAUUUUAAUUAAAAAACAUGUGUUUCA
Molecule: messenger RNA, 4243 nt
Organism: Thunnus maccoyii (southern bluefin tuna)
Lineage: Eukaryota; Metazoa; Chordata; Actinopteri; Scombriformes; Scombridae
Gene: runx3
Product: RUNX family transcription factor 3
Exons: 8
Coding region: 174-1442 (422 amino acids)
Biological process (GO): regulation of cell differentiation; regulation of transcription by RNA polymerase II; neuron differentiation
Cellular component (GO): nucleus
Molecular function (GO): DNA-binding transcription factor activity, RNA polymerase II-specific; ATP binding; RNA polymerase II cis-regulatory region sequence-specific DNA binding
Source: RefSeq, a predicted model, not a curated record